Molecule: messenger RNA, 1664 nt
Organism: Cynocephalus volans (Philippine flying lemur)
Lineage: Eukaryota; Metazoa; Chordata; Mammalia; Dermoptera; Cynocephalidae
Gene: ARSK
Product: arylsulfatase family member K
Exons: 8
Coding region: 13-1623 (536 amino acids)
Molecular function (GO): arylsulfatase activity; glucuronate-2-sulfatase activity
Source: RefSeq, a predicted model, not a curated record
CCGCUGCCCGCGAUGCUGCUGCUGUGGGUGUCGGUGGUCGCAGCCUCGGCGCUGACGGCACCGGCCCCCGGGGCAGCUGGGCAGAGGCGGGGAGCAGCCGGAGCACCUAACGUGGUGUUAGUCGUGAGCGACUCCUUCGAUGGACGGUUAACAUUUUACCCAGGAAGUCAGGUAGUAAAACUUCCUUUUAUCAACUUCAUGAAAGCACAUGGCACUUCGUUUCUGAAUGCCUACACGAACUCCCCAAUCUGUUGCCCAUCACGUGCAGCCAUGUGGAGUGGCCUCUUCACUCACUUAACAGAAUCUUGGAAUAAUUUUAAGGGUCUAGAUCCAAAUUAUACAACAUGGAUGGAUAUCAUGGAGAAGCAUGGCUACCGAACACAAAAGUUUGGGAAACUGGACUAUACUUCAGGACACCACUCCAUCAGUAAUCGCGUGGAAGCAUGGACAAGAGAUGUUGCUUUCUUACUCAGACAAGAAGGCAAGCCUGUGGUUAAUCUCAUCCCUAAUAAGACUAAAGUAAGAGUGAUGGAAGGGGACUGGAAGAAUACAGACAGAGCAAUAAACUGGUUAAGAAAGGAAGCAAUCAAUUACACCGAACCAUUUGUUCUUUACUUGGGAUUAAAUUUACCGCACCCUUACCCUUCACCAUCUUCAGGAGAAAAUUUUGGAUCUUCAACAUUUCACACAUCUCUUUAUUGGCUUGGAAAAGUAUCACACGAUGCUAUCAAAAUCCCAAAGUGGUCGACUCUGUCAGAAAUGCACCCUGUAGAUUAUUAUUCUUCUUAUACAAAAAAUUGCACUGGGAAGUUUACAGAAAAAGAAAUUAAGAAUAUUAGAGCAUUUUAUUAUGCUAUGUGUGCUGAGACAGAUGCCAUGCUUGGUGAAAUUAUUUUGGCUCUUCGCCAGUUAGAUCUUCUUCAGAAAACUAUUGUCAUAUACACCUCAGACCAUGGAGAGCUGGCUAUGGAACAUCGACAGUUUUAUAAAAUGAGUAUGUAUGAAGCUAGUGCCCAUGUUCCACUUUUGGUAAUGGGACCGAGAAUUAAGGCCAACCUACAAGUAUCAAAUGUGGUUUCUCUUGUGGAUCUUUAUCCUACUAUGCUUGAUAUUGCUGGAAUUUCUCUGCCUCACAACCUAAGUGGAUACUCUUUGUUGCCAUUAUCAUCAGAAACAUUUAAGAAUGAACAUAAACUCAAAGACCUACAUCCGCCCUGGAUUUUGAGUGAAUACCAUGGAUGUAACGUGAAUGCUUCCACCUACAUGCUUCGAACUCACCAGUGGAAAUAUAUAGCCUACUCUGAUGGUGCUUCAGUAUUGCCUCAACUCUUUGAUCUUUCCUCGGAUCCAGAUGAACUAACAAAUAUUGCUACAAAAUUUCCAGAAAUUACUUAUUCUUUGGAUCAGAAGCUUCGUUCCAUUAUAAACUAUCCUAAAGUUUCUGCAUCUGUCCACCAAUACAAUAAAGAGCAGUUUCUCAAGUGGAAACAAAGUAUAGGACAAAAUUAUUCAAAUAUUAUAGCGAACCUUAGAUGGCAUCAGGACUGGCUGAAAGAACCAAGGAAGUAUGAAAAUGCAAUCAAUCAGUGGCUUAAAACCCACACUAAUCCAAAAACAGUUUGAACAAAAAUAAGAAAAUAAUGUUCUAGAGCUAUAUAUAAAUA